Molecule: messenger RNA, 2663 nt
Organism: Spodoptera litura
Lineage: Eukaryota; Metazoa; Arthropoda; Insecta; Lepidoptera; Noctuidae
Product: peptide transporter family 1
Biological process (GO): transmembrane transport; oligopeptide transport
Cellular component (GO): membrane
Molecular function (GO): transmembrane transporter activity
Source: RefSeq, a predicted model, not a curated record
GACGAAGUUACCUGUGUCAUCGAUGUAGUUUCAGUUAGAAAUCAAUUCUUUAAGACACACGAUAAAAAUAGUCACAAUUUAACUUUACCUUCAAAAAUUUGCAAACUACAGAUAAAAGAUCACGUCAGUGAUUGGUGUGGUGACUAUUUAUUUGUACUGUUAAUAAUAUUGUGCAAGUCUAGUAAUACCUGUGUAAGCAAACUUCUUGUCAAAGUGUUCAUCAACUAGAUGCCACCGUUCAAGUAACAAAGUGCCGAGUACUUACCUUAUCUCCUCUCGUUAAAGUCUACAAUGGAUUGUUCAUCAAGAUUUACUUUGGCAUCAUCUUCGUUCUGUGGUCUGUGAACGUGUCGGUACCUGUGAAGGUAUCGCGAGUAUAUAGUCCGUAGUUAUCAUUCGCGUUAUCGUGUUAUCAAACUGCACUGUAGGUCGUCGCCAAUUAUGUCGUGAUUUAUAUAGUUUUAAAUUAUUAAUUCAACACAAUGGAGUUAGAAGACAUCGUGGAAAAUCAAAAUCUACUGAAGAAAGGCAGAAAAAUAAAGAAACUACCGUAUCCAAAGGCUGUGGGAUUUAUAGUCACAAAUGAGUUCUGCGAAAGAUUUUCAUACUAUGGAAUGCGAACAAUCCUGUCGCUGUACCUGCGAGACAAGCUGGGAUACAGCGACAAUGGGGCCACAGUCAUCUACCACGUGUUCACUAUGUUCGCGUACUUCUUUCCCCUCAUUGGCGCCAUGAUAGCCGACGGCUGGCUGGGGAGAUUUAGGACUAUAUUAUAUUUAUCGUUAGUAUAUGCAGCUGGAAGCACGUUGAUAUCAAUCAGUGCAAUGCCACAACUAAACCUGCCUACCAUGGAAUUUACCAUCGUAGCUCUUCUCCUAAUAGCCUUCGGUACAGGAGGCAUUAAACCCUGCGUCUCCGCUUUCGGUGGAGACCAGUUCAAGUUGCCAGAACAAGAGAGAUACUUGGGCUACUUCUUCUCUCUCUUUUACUUCGCCAUUAAUGCUGGCAGUCUCAUCUCAACCUUCUUGACUCCCAUCUUAAGAGCUGACGUCCACUGCUUUGGAGACAACGACUGUUAUUCACUUGCCUUCGGUGUUCCAGGGAUACUCAUGGUCGUUUCUAUUGUUUUCUUCGUGGCCGGUAAGAGGCUCUACAUAAUAAAGAAGCCCGCAGGAAAUGUGCUCGGAAAAGUCUCCACUUGCAUCGGCCAUGCAGUAGUAAAGUCGUGUAAGAGUAAAGAGAAACGCGAGCACUGGCUAGACCACGCUGAUGACAAAUAUGACUCCAACUUAAUAGAAGAUGUGAAGGCACUACUCCGAGUGUUAGUGCUCUUCAUACCACUGCCAGUCUUCUGGGCACUGUUUGAUCAACAGGGUUCCAGAUGGACCUUCCAGGCAGACAGAAUGGAACAAGACAUUGGUUCCUGGACUCUAAAAGCUGAUCAAAUGCAAGUGCUUAACCCUCUGCUCAUUUUAAUAUUUAUUCCUAUUUUUGAAGUGGCUAUCUAUCCUUUCCUGACGUGGUGUAAGCUCGUAAGGAAACCUCUACACAAAAUGAUUUGGGGCGGCAUCCUAGCCGCAUGUGCCUUUAUAAUCUCUGGCAUCGUUGAACUUAAUUUACUGCCGACAUACGGUACACCGGUCUCAGAAGGUUUGGCCCAGUUGAGGGUGUACAACGGAUAUAAUUGCAACUUCACUCUUAACACUGCAAACCUCAAUACACUCGAAGACAACGCAACCAGGAACUUUGAAAUCGGCCCUCUCUCGGCGUACGAGAAUCUACAUAUAUUCGCUGAUGACUUUGUGGACCUCCCUUAUUAUUUACAAGGAGAACCUGCCACAGAGUGCGCGGGUAUAGCAUUUAGUGGAUACUUUAACCUAAAGGAGAAAACUGCAAAUUCGUUUUUUAUUAAAAAAGACGGACUAUACAAUUUCACUGACAAUAACGAUAAAGCAAUCGAUGGAGUAAAUGUUAGAUUUUUGGCAAACCUGAACAGCGUCGUAGAUAUAAGUAUAGAAAGUGAUAAGAAGAAUAAAUCGUUACUAAGUAUUCAGAGUAACAAUACGUCGCAGAAGUCGAUUGCUAAAGGCGUGAGCAACGUUACUGUAGGAGGAUUUGUUGUUCUAAGCGACUUCAACUUUAAAUCUGGAGCUGUUUACACCAUAAAUGUCUACGAAGACAGUGCUGGAGUAUACAAAGCAAACGCGGUGAUGAUAACCCCAUCGAACAGCAUCCAUAUCCUUUGGCUGAUACCUCAGUAUGUGGUGAUGACGAUGGGAGAGGUGAUGUUCUCAGUCACCGGCCUCGAGUUCUCCUUCACCCAGGCUCCAGCCAGCAUGAAAUCUGUGCUGCAAUCCGUCUGGCUACUCACUGUAGCCUUCGGAAACCUAAUUGUUGUGCUCAUCGUUGAAGGAAACUUUUUGGAUGCACAGUGGAAAGAAUUCUUCUUGUUCGCCGGCCUGAUGUUGAUAGACAUGCUCAUCUUCACAACGAUGGCAUUCAGAUACAAAUACAAGGAACUCAGUUCUAGCGACGAAAACCUUGCGAUUGAGGAAAUCAAGAUGCCAGAGAAGACUUCACAAGACAAAUACGAAAAGAACUAAUUGUUACAUAAUUAUUACUAUUAAACACUAAGUAAUUAAAGUUUUUAUUAUUAUUGAUUA